AUGUGGGAGGAAUCAUCGGGAGGGCGACGCUCGUUGCGACGAUGGCUGAACACGUUCCGGCAUAGACUCAGCAAACGGGGCCGAUCGAAACCGCCCGACAACUUUCUGGACAAAUUCUCGUCGACCACCGCCUCCGAAACGCGGUUGCACCAGGCCGCGGUGGCUCAGGCCCUUCCUUCGGAUGGGACCUGCAGCCGGCUGUCGGUCGAUCCGUCCCUGCCCUCGCAUUACCGGUGGCUGUCGGUGGUAUCGCUGGCUGUACUGUACAAUAUAGUGUUUGUGAUAGGACGUGCCGUGUUCUGGGAAAUCAACCGCCAGGCGCCGGCACUCUGGUGGACCUUAGACUAUCUUUGUGAUUUUAUAUACUUAGCCGACACGUUAGUGCAUUGUCAUGAGGGGUACCUGGAGCAGGGUUUGCUGGUACGUGACGCGUCCAAACUGCGGAGGCAUUACUUCUCCAAAGAGCGCUGGUGGCUGGACGUGGUCUCUAUGCUACCCACCGAUCUGGCCUACAUCUGGUGGGCGCCGAGUUCCUGCGCCGCGACUCGGCUGCCCUGCCCAAUAAUAGUUAGAAUUAAUAGGUUACUGCGUCUUCCAAGAAUGUUGGAAUGGUUCGACCGGACCGAGACGGCCACCGGCUACCCCAACGCGUUUAGGAUAUGUAAGGUCGUUUUAGCUAUCUUAGUACUAAUUCAUUGGAAUGCGUGUCUUUACUUCGCAAUAAGCUACGCGCUCGGUUUCAGCACCGACAACUGGGUGUACAACAUCAAUGGGGCGAAGAAUCUGACGCUGUCACGGCAGUACAUCUACAGCUUCUACUGGUCCACGUUGACGCUGACCACGAUUGGCGAGACCCCGACACCGGAGAACGACGCCGAAUAUUUGUUCGUCGUUGCGGAUUUUCUGGCCGGGGUGCUGAUCUUUGCAACCAUUGUCGGAAACAUCGGUUCUAUGAUAUCAAAUAUGAACGUCACUCGAGUGGAGUUCCAAAAUCGAAUGGAUGGUGUUAAGCAAUACAUGGCUUUCAGGAAAGUGGGCGGAGAAUUGGAAGCAAGGGUCAUCCGAUGGUUCGCAUAUACCUGGGCCCAGAGUGGUGCCUUGGACGAGGAACGGGUUCUUGCCGCUCUGCCGGACAAACUGAAAGCCGAAAUCGCCAUCCGGGUGCACAUGGACACACUAAAGCAGGUGCGAAUUUUCCAGGACUGUGAACCGGGUCUGCUGGAAGCGCUGGUGCUGAAACUCAAAUUACAGGUCUUCAGUCCCGGUGAUUACAUCUGUCGGAAGGGCGACGUGGGGAAGGAGAUGUACAUCGUCAAACGGGGCAGCUUGUCGGUGGUCGGUGAUGACGGGCUGCUGGUUCUGGCAACGCUCGGUGCUGGGUCGGUGUUCGGUGAGGUAUCGGUGCUGGAAAUUGCCGGUAAUCGAACCGGAAAUCGUCGAACAGCGAACGUGCGGUCAAUCGGAUAUUCGGAUCUGUUCUGCCUGGCAAAACGUGACUUGUGGGAAACUUUGGCUGACUAUCCGGAAGCGAGGGCGUCAUUGACGGAACGUGGGUGUCAAUUAUUGCGUAAGGAUGGACUGCUGGACGAAGCAGUUUUUGCCAGCGCUCAGCAGCAACAGGACACACUGGAAAGUGGAGUGGCCAAACUGGAGCAAACGGUGGAAAAUCUAAACCUCCGGUUGGCACGACUUCUAGCGGAAUACUCGGCCAGUCAGGCAAAGCUAAAACAGCGGAUUUCCAAACUGGAGGAGAGGUCUAUCACAUCGCCAAAACGACGCUCCAAUAACCAUAGUUCCCCCUUCGGCGGUACAUCCUCAGCUUCCGGCAACAAUCGCGCCCAACAGCCUCGAUCAUCGGCCCAGAAUCGACGCAAAUCGGAAGCAGCGCCAUCGACGACGAUGGCGACGAGAGGAGAGGCCAGCUCGCCGCAACCAUCGGGCCACAUGGCACCUCCAUCCAGCAAUGGCAAUAGCAACAGCAGCAAGCAGAACACAUUAUGAAUAUGCAGCAUUCACCGUCGUCAUUCUUCCGCUCCUCCUGGCCCGUGGUCAUGGUGGUAUUGGUGGCAACUUGACGUUUCGGCCGUGCCCUUGCAUAUCCUCUGGUGCUGGACUUCCAACUCCUUCUACGGUGACGACGAUGCAACGACAGCCCCUUACCGGCUUCGGCGGUGGGUGGUGGCCUGACGAUGGGCUGGACGUGACUAUGACGACAUUCAUUUUGUUCUUCAAAAGCGCACAGAUGUCACCUCUCGGAAGGACCUCAUCAUCCGACACCCACAGCCAUCGUCGACUUUCAUCGUCCUGUGCUGAUCGUCGUCACAAGAGGGGGGGGGAUUCAAAUCGUGCCUCGAUUCGGUCCGAGACGGGGUCACAACAGAUGGCGGCCUACGGUGGUGUGUUCAUGGUGAAAUGGUCCAUCAUUACACGAAUAUUUAUAUCUAUUCUUAAGAAGAUGUGUGCUGUGAAUAUUAAAUUUUG
Armigeres subalbatus is the source of this 2481-nucleotide messenger RNA. RefSeq names its product cyclic nucleotide-gated cation channel subunit A (gene CngA). Gene Ontology annotation, cellular component: plasma membrane; intracellular cyclic nucleotide activated cation channel complex. NCBI's taxonomy places the organism in Eukaryota, Metazoa, Arthropoda, Insecta, Diptera, Culicidae. Gene Ontology annotation, biological process: monoatomic cation transmembrane transport. The transcript has 11 exons. Bases 1 to 2001 code for a protein of 666 amino acids. The record is from RefSeq and is a predicted model, not a curated record. Gene Ontology annotation, molecular function: intracellularly cGMP-activated cation channel activity; cGMP binding; intracellularly cAMP-activated cation channel activity.